Messenger RNA from Grammomys surdaster, 872 nucleotides. RefSeq names its product interleukin 1 family member 10 (gene Il38). Gene Ontology annotation, molecular function: cytokine activity; interleukin-1 receptor binding. The record is from RefSeq and is a predicted model, not a curated record. Gene Ontology annotation, biological process: cellular response to lipopolysaccharide; positive regulation of gene expression; inflammatory response to antigenic stimulus. Bases 23 to 481 code for a protein of 152 amino acids. Lineage: Eukaryota; Metazoa; Chordata; Mammalia; Rodentia; Muridae. The transcript has 4 exons.
CCAGACACUCCCAACUGCAGGAAUGUGCUCUCUUCCCAUGGCAAGAUACUACAUAAUCAAAGAUGCAAAUCAAAAGGCUUUGUACACACGGAAUGGCCAGCUCCUGGUGGGAGACCCUGAUUCAGACAACUGUAGUCCAGAGAAGGUCUGUAUCCUUCCUAACCGAGGCCUGGACCGCUCCAAGGUCCCCAUCUUCCUGGGGAUCCAGGGAGGAAGUUGCUGCCUGGCAUGUGUGAAGACAAGAGAGGAGCCUUUCCUGCAGCUGGAGGAUGUGAACAUCGAGGACCUAUACAGGGGAGGAGAACAAACCACCCGUUUCACCUUUUUCCAGAGAAGCUUGGGCUCUGCCUUCAGGCUCGAGGCUGCUGCCUGCCCUGGAUGGUUUCUCUGUGGCCCAGCUGAGCCCCAGCAGCCAGUGCAGCUCACCAAAGAGAGUGAACCCUCUACCCGUACUGAAUUCUACUUUGAGCAGAGUCGGUAAAGAGGCACGAGGCUCAGGUCCAGCCUAGUGUCCCCAGACUGAACCCUUCUUGCACUAUGUCUCUGGAAAGCAGAAAAAGGAUCCACCAAAGAUGUUUAGGUCUUAAUCCCCAGAAUCUGUGACUGUGUUACAUUAAAUGGCAAAAGGACUUCUCCUCCGUGAUCCAUUUGCACCCAUUGAAAUUAUACGAGGCCUCAUGAGAAGAAAGAAGGAGUCAGAGGGAUACUGGGGCAAACUUUGCUACUAAAUGCAAGGAUGCGGAUAGGUACUCUAAGCUGAUAGGUAACCGUGGUCUCUAGAAACUAAAAAUGGUGAGAGCUUUCCUGACACUGAUUCUGGAUUUUUUUUUUCUGGACUAGAGAAUUGUAAAAUACUACAUUUCCAUUGUUUU